Messenger RNA from Spodoptera littoralis (African cotton leafworm), 1446 nucleotides. The record is from the annotation of a GenBank genome assembly. NCBI's taxonomy places the organism in Eukaryota, Metazoa, Arthropoda, Insecta, Lepidoptera, Noctuidae.
AUGGACGAAUUACGGGGACCAAAUAUACAAAUAGUCCUACAUGUAAAAGAAGGUCUUGGUUUUGGAUUUUUGCGGACCCCGUUUAUAGUAAGUGGUUCUCUAAAUGGUUAUAUGUUAGAGACUGAUCCUGUCGUGCCGUCACAUGCUCCUGUCUUUGAUGCGGAACUUGUUUGGGAGGCCGACAAACGAAGGUUUCGAAGCUUACGAGUUCAGAAUGUGCCUGUGAAAGUGGAAGUCUUCACAACAAGUACACAAGGCCGUAAGGACAAAGUGGGGUACUUACUGCUGAGCCUACUUGGAGCUCAACCAUGCCCUUCCAACAAAGUCGUAGAGGUCAAACACUCGUGGCACCGGCUGCUUGGUGUAAAGUCAGAAGGAAAAUGCUGCCAUCCGCAGUUGUUGAUGAGUCUCUCUAUUGAAGACAGGAUUAACACACCAACUCCUCGCAAUGAGCUGCGUAUGUUCCACAGCAAUGAGGUCGCCUACCCACCUGCAACCUCCACGUCGAAUCCUCCCACUGCCAAAUCUAUGUUGAUGACUUUGAAGGAAUAUGUAGCAGAAAGUAAGAAGACUGCGUCGUCUCCGGAGCUGCAACCGAACCUGCUGUGUGAUGAAGGGCUCAUACGGAUUGGUGCCGGGAAACAACUGUUUGUCCUCAGCUUCGUUAUUGGCGCAGUUGAAAAUUUUGACUUGUUGUUACCUGAUCGAAAUUCCAGCAAAGAAGUGGAUUGUUAUGUCACCUAUUCGGUUUUCACACAUAACAUCAUGACGGAUCGAAUGUCAGCAUCGUCAUCUUCCAACGGCGGCAGUACAGUCCAGUUCAACCAGCGCACGUCGCUCCGCCUGGCGUCGGAGUUAGCGACCCUCGGCCGAUACUUCACUGACUGUCCACACCUCGUUAUCAGGGUCUGGGCUGGGGAGAAGGACGUUGGUAUCUGCAGCAUGGACCUCCGGAAAUUAAUACCAACGGAAGAUAUACAACACUUUCUAUCAAAGUUCUGCAACAAUGACGGGGCUCUGAGUAUACACGAGCGAUGCUUCAUACUGCGUUGUGACGAGGGCCCGGCUAGAGAAGGGUCCAGAAGACCCUACGUCGAUGUGGAGAUGAGCCUCAAGUAUUUAGGAGCUAAACAGGAGGUUCAGAAGCCCAACAACCUGACGGCUCGCAGUGCGUCCCGCCUGCAGAGUGAAGGCAGGGAGCCCGUGCCGCAUGAACCAAACCUCGACUUCCGCAGUGGAAGCUGUACCAACCUCGGACAUGAUGUAGGACAAGUCGCCUAUACUAACUUAGGAGCUAUGAAUACUGGCAGAUACAAGACCGCGUCAGGCGACACAGUCCUCCAAUCUACAGAGAUAGCGGACCUCAUAAAGAAGAUGUGUGAGUCGUUGGCAGCGUCUCAAGCCAAGUUGCUGGCGGCCCGCCGCGCCCCGCCACCGCCGACGUGA